This is a messenger RNA of Achroia grisella, 1512 nucleotides long. RefSeq names its product venom acid phosphatase Acph-1-like. Gene Ontology annotation, biological process: dephosphorylation. NCBI's taxonomy places the organism in Eukaryota, Metazoa, Arthropoda, Insecta, Lepidoptera, Pyralidae. The record is from RefSeq and is a predicted model, not a curated record. The coding region runs from base 87 to 1271 and encodes 394 amino acids. Gene Ontology annotation, molecular function: phosphatase activity. The transcript is spliced from 8 exons.
CGCCACAGAAGCUUGUUAUUUAAUUUAACUUAAUUAAUUUUAGUUUACAUUUAGUAUUUUAGUUUUAGUGUUUUAUUUAACUAAAAAUGUUCGGGUAUCAACGUAGUUUUGCGUGUAUCGUAUUAUUAUUUAUCAUAUCGUAUCUUGACGGGUCUGUUGGGAAUGCUAUUGGAAACGAAGUGAUUGCUGAUCAAGAACUGGUUUUCGCAAUAGUUGUGAACAGACAUGGCGAGAGGACACCGGACGCUGAUGAACUGUCGCUGUCGAAUAUUAAAGAGAAACUCAGAAACCUAACAGAUGUAGAUGGACUGGAAUCGUUAACUAAUAUAGGAAAACGAAGGGCAUACCAGAUAGGUAAAUUCAUUCGUCAACGCUACGGGUCACAGGGACAGAACCUGUUAUCUAACCUGUACAUUCCUGAUGAGAUAUUAGUGAGGAGUACUGAUAAGGAACGGACGAAGAUGACUGCGCAAGUCGCUAUGGCGGCUGUCUACCCACCUGAAGUGGAGCAGCAAUGGGAUGAAGGUGUCGGCAAGGUUUGGCAACCAGUACCCUACACCGCUGUACCACUGUCUGAAGACUACCUCCGCUACUAUUCCAACUGCGAGAGGUUUAAAACCUUGAUGGCUGCUGCAAAGCAAGAUGCUCUACAUCAAGAGUUUGCGGCGUACGAUGACUUGGUACCAAUGCUGAAGGCGCGCACUGGCCGCAACUUCACGGAAAACAUUCUGCUGUUUGAAACUCUGUUCGAUCUCUUUCACAGUCAGGUUGGUUUGGGUCUAGACAUACCUGAUUGGAGUAAGCCACUAUUGCCUAGACUCAGUGAGGCAGCCAAUCUAGCCUACAAACUGUACUUUAGGAAUGACGAGAUGAAAAAAAUUGGAGGCGGUGUACUGCUAAGCAUGUUCAUCGAAGCAGGUAAAGAUAUAUCAGCAGGGACAAAGGUACCAAAAAGGUUGAGAUUGUUCUCAUCUCAUGACUUCAACAUUGGUGCUUUCAUGCGUGUCUCCAAAGUGAAGACCAACUACAGCAUCCCGGAGUAUGGUGCUAUAUUCGCGUUGGAAUUAUACAAAUCUAGGAGCAAAGGAGAUUUGAGCGUCCUGCCUGUUUACUUACCACAAGCUGGAGAAACGACCGCCAAACUCCUACACUUCGAAGGCUGCGAAUCUGAUGAUUACUGCGAUUUUAGCAAGUUUGAAGAGAUUACUAAGGAAUUUCUUCUACCUGAACAGGAGUACUACAAGAUCUGUAAUAUCCGAACGGAACUUUAGUGAUUUAACGUACUUAAUUAGCUUAUAAGUAAAGUCAUUAGGUAUAAUUUAAAAGACGGAAAGAAAAUCUUAGCUGGCCCAUAGUGGCAAAUUCCCAAAAUUUAUAACAAUGGUAUCCUGGGGAAUCGAAGGUCAACCUGACAAGACCAAAUUCUAGCAAUGGAGUCCACAUCACUAACAACCCGUUCCCCCGUUUAAUAGUUAAAUUAACCAUAUCUGUGAUACAUAAUUGAUAUUGCAG